AAUAAUUCGCAUGACCAUGUACGAAAUUAUUAGGGUUCGAGAAACAGUUAUAUGCGGAUUACUUUGACUUUAUCGCCGGUUGUCGCCAUGCGUCGUACCUGUCAAAUGAGAUUUUUUGAAUGUUACUAAUGAAAAAUGGAAGACAGUUGUGUGCAUCAUAUAGAAUUUAGCGUCAGAGAUGGGGAAAAUUUACAGAGAACCCUUUUACAUCAAUACAAAUUUUCAUUAGCUGCUACGCGUGUAAACAGUCGUCUAAAACAGUGGGUUUUAAAAUCAGGUUCUGCGACUUGUCUCCUUACGCAACAAAUUUCGUCAGAAAAUGAACAGGUUCAGGAUCAGUAUUUUGUUGAAGCGGGAGAAGUUUUUGAUGGUGCGAUCAACAAAUCUUCAGGACAGAUUGAUUCAGUUUUUAAUGUUGCGUUGAAAGUAAAAAAUAUAGCUAGUUGUGUUGAAAAACUCUCAAGGUCAGGAGUGAAAAUUCUACGUCCAGUGAAGAAAUACAAUGACAAAUAUGGUGAAAUCAGCUUAGCUGUAGUUAAAAGUUGUAUAGGAAAUGUUGUACACACUUUAAUACAAGAUGAAAACUACAGUGGUGUAUUUUUACCGGGAUUUAAUCCAGUGGACAAUGUUCAUAAUAAUGAUUUACAAUUAGCUCAAAGUUCAUUAGUGACUCAUUUUGAUCAUGUUACAUUCGCUUGUGACUGUGGUGACUCUGAUCGUAUAUUAGAAUGGUAUUCAAAAUGCUUUGGGAUGAAAAGAUUUAUGAUGAACAGUGAUGAGGAUGAAGCAAAAGGGUUUGUUAUAGACACUGAAGAUAUUGGGCUUAGACUGAAAGCUUUUGAAUACUGGAAAUGUGCAGAAACAGGCUUGUCACUGGGAAAUCAUCCAAAAAGUAUCAAAUUUGUUGUGGCGGAAGCACUUGCAAACCAAGGUCCAAAUCAAGUUGAUACCUUCUUACAUGAUCAUGAAGGAGCCGGGAUACAACAUGUGGGUCUUCACACUGAGGAUAUAAUCCAGACUGUGUCACGGCUCAGUGAUAAUGGUGUCCAGUUUGCUGAACCACCUUACACAUAUUAUACAGAGGUUGGUAAAUAUGAAGAGAUCUGUGAUAUAGGACAGAAUGUAGAAAUUUUACGUAAGAAUGGAAUACUAGUGGAUGCUGAGGCUGAUCCAGGAGAGACAACUGGUGAUGCUCAAAGUCAGAAUUUGAGAUACUUGAUGCAAAAAUUUACCAAGCCUCUGUUUGAUCGCAAUACAUUCUUCUUAGAAGUAAUACAGCGUGUAGGAGCACGGGGAUUUGGCUCUGGGAACAUCACUGCUUUGUGGAGAUCUGUACAGGCGUACAUCAACAGUCAGGAAAAACAGGCAGACAGCUGACAUAGAGUAUGAGAGAAAUAUGAUUACAUUGACUGUUCAGCUUGUAUUUAUUACAAGAUGUUGAAGACUACCAGAUUUUAUCCUGUUUAAUGAAUUCUCUGCAUCUAUAGCAACACAGAAACCACUUUGUUUUAUUGUACCACCGACAUUUAUUUAUUUUAUUACGGACAACAAAGUUGUAAGGGGGAGUAUACUGGUUUCAGGUUGUCUGUCCAUCCGUCUGUCUGUCCAUAGACAGAAUCUUGUGCGCACCAACUCUCCUCAUCCCCUUGACACAAUUUAAUGAAACUUCACAAAAGUGAUCAGUAACAACAGUAGUUGUGCAUGGGGCAUGUUAGGUUCUUUCAGAAAAUUUUUUUGCAGAGUUAUGGGACUUUAUUUUUUGUUACUAUACUAUAUACAUAGACACAAUCUUGUGCACACCAUCUCUCUUCAUCCCCUUGACACAAUUUAAUGAAACUUCACACAAGUGAUCAGUAACAACAGUAGUUGUGCAUGGGUUAUAUGUUAGGUUCUUUCAGAAAAAAAAUUUGCAGAGUUACGGGACUUUGUUUUUUGUUACUAUACUAUAUACAUAGACACAAUCUUGUGCACACCAUCUCUCCCCAUCCCCUUGACACAAUUGAAUGAAACUUCACACAAGUGAUCAGUAACAACAGUAGUUGUGCAUGGGGCAUGUUAGGUUCUUUCAGAAAAAAAAAUGCAGAGUUACGAGACUUUCUUUUUUGUUAACAUACUAUGUACAUACAGUCUGUAUAUGCAAUCUUGUGCGGGCCUAAUCUUCCAAACCAUUGCACACAAUUUAAUGAAACUUCACACAAAUGAUCAGUACUGACCCUAGUUGUGAAUGGUGCAUGUUACGUUCUUUUAGAUAAAUAUUCUGCAGAGUUACGGGGCUUUGUUUUUUGUUAACAUACUAUGUACAUUCAGUCUGCAUAUGCAAUCUUGUGCGUGCCUAAUAUUCCGAACCCUUGCACACAAGUUAAUGAAACUUCACACAAGUGAUCAGUACCAACCCUAGUUGUGCAUGGUGCAUGUUAUGUUCUUUUAGAUAAAUAUUCUGCAGAGUUAUGGGACUUUGUUUUUUGUUACUAUACUGUAUACAUAGACACAAUCUUGUGCACACCAUCUCUCCCCAUCCCCUUGACACAAUUGAAUGAAACUUCACACAAGUGAUCAGUAACAACAGUAGUUGUGCAUGGGGCAUGUUAGGUUCUUUCAGAAAAAAAAUUUGCAGAGUUACGGGACUUUGUUUUUUGUUACUAUACUAUAUACAUAGACACAAUCUUGUGCACACCAUCUCUCCCCAUCCCCUUGACACAAUUGAAUGAAACUUCACACAAGUGAUCAGUAACAACAGUAGUUGUGCAUGGGGCAUGUUAGGUUCUUUCAGAAAAAAAAAUGCAGAGUUACGAGACUUUCUUUUUUGUUAACAUACUAUGUACAUACAGUCUGUAUAUGCAAUCUUGUGCGGGCCUAAUCUUCCAAACCAUUGCACACAAUUUAAUGAAACUUCACACAAAUGAUCAGUACUGACCCUAGUUGUGAAUGGUGCAUGUUACGUUCUUUUAGAUAAAUAUUCUGCAGAGUUACGGGGCUUUGUUUUUUGUUAACAUACUAUGUACAUUCAGUCUGCAUAUGCAAUCUUGUGCGUGCCUAAUAUUCCCAACCCUUGCACACAAGUUAAUGAAACUUCACACAAGUGAUCAGUACCAACCCUAGUUGUGCAUGGUGCAUGUUAUGUUCUUUUAGAUAAAUAUUCUGCAGAGUUAUGGGACUUUGUUUUUUGUUACUAUACUGUAUACAUACAGUCUAUAUACAUACAGUCCAUUUGUUUGUGUAUUUAGUUGCUCUAAAACCUUUAACAGUUGUUAAUACGGUAGAUUUUUCAAGUUAAAAACACCUUAAAUAAAGUCUAGAAAUUGGUUUCCAAGUCCUUUAGAUCACCAAAACUUAUUUUACAAGUAUGAAUUUUAUGAAAGUUUUGAUUAUAUGUCAAUAACUGAAGUGUUGAUUAUUUUAGACCGGUGUUUGCAAAGAAAGACUACUCUUUCCUUAAUCAAGUACAAACAUAGAUAUCUGUUACUUUACUUCCCUUGCACUUACACAGUUGAGUGGAAAAUGAGAACAGUUAUAGACACAGUGACAUAAUUUUUUUCACAGUAAAGUCACUUGGGACAUAUUUGUAUGUGUCUGAUUUACCAUUGCUGCACUGCUUCAGGCCCCAUGUGGUUCUGGGACGAUCUGUGUAUAAAAAGAAUUGGAACCACUACCUUACCCUUGCAUGAGCGUAAGAGGCGACUAAUAGGGUCUUAAAACUUGGUUUUGCUGUAACUCUGUGAUUCCAGCAGGUAUGCAAAUUUUGAUUCCAUACCUCAUGUUUUUAUUUCGAUGUAAAUGAGAUGUGAAACCAAAAUUUGUAGUCCUGUUUGGCGCCAUAUACAUUGUAACCUAUACUGUGUUGGUGCGCCGUAAAACCCAAAUAAAUAAAUAAAUAAAUGCACUGCUUCAGAUAUUGGUUUUUUCAGUUUAUUUGUUGAAAAAAUCAUUCCCAGGAUCACACCAUUUCCUUCUUUUCAUUUACAAGUCAAUUUUGAUAACUAGAGAAAAGUACCUUUAAGUGAUAUAAAGAAAUAUUACAGUCAGUCCUGUACCUAGACUUUCUGCUUAACUUUUGAACAGUACACUUGCACCUGAAACAGGCAAAAUCCUUUUAAGAGACCAUUUUUUGCAUUCACCAAUUGUAAUAUUCAGGGACAGGUUUAAUCCCCAUGUGAUGCUUGAUUCAAAUUAUACUUUUUGAACAUUUAGUAAAAUAACAGUUUGGAAACAUUAUAACAAGGGCCAGAGAACUAUAAAUACACCAAACUUUAGUGUAACCACAUGACUAAAGCGGGUUUUGUUUGACGAUUUUUAUUUAAGUCCAGUGCCAAAGAAGUAAAUAUUAGAAAUUGAAAUGUUUGUCAGUGGGCAAAAUUUAUUGAAAACCAACUACUCUAUAGUAUUUAUGCUAUGAGUUGUAUGUUCUUUAAUACCAAUGUUCAUUACAUUAAACUUACUUAAGAAAUAAUUUAUAGCAAAGACAGUUUCUCUAUAAAUUAUUUCAAUUCUAAUAUGCCUUUAAUCUAAAACAGUAGAUAAAAUAUAGUAGCGCUCUUUCUUGGGCGCAACAAAAACUUUGACGUCACUGCAUGUUAACGUGAUGUCAUUCAAGCGUAAGCGUGUUUUAACCGAGACAAGCAUAUUAGAAUAAUUAAUAUUUAUAAUACAGACUUUGUUUUUACCUUGGAAAGUUUCUAAGCAGUAGUUACACAUACAGACAAAUCUGUAUUAAGCAGUCAUCUGAGAGAGCAGUAUAAUCUGACUGCUUUAGUCAUUUGGUUGUUUAACCCUUAGCCUACUAAAUUUCUGAAAUGGACUGGUCCAUCAUUCAAUUUGGGCAAUACCAUUUAUUAUUAGAAGGGGUGUUCAUUGAAAAUUUACUGACUGGAUAGCAAGUAGUCAUGGAUGAAAUAUGAUAAGUAGUCCUAGAUGAAAUGUAAUCAGUAGUCCUGAAUGGACAAAGCAAGAGUAGAUUGCUAGGUUUUCUGCUGUUUUUAAGAUACUUGAUGUUAUUAAUCAAUAAUAAUGUUGCUUAUUUUGUUUGUCUCUCCUGAUAGGUAAAUCCCACUCCUGUCUGUGUCAUGGUUGGUUCUUUGGAAACAUCUUUUAAGUAUGUCAUUAGUUUAAGUGGUUAAUUAAAUCAUAUAUCAUUUUUGUUGAAAAUCCAGACUUAUUGUCCUAAAUAUAUGCUGCCAGCUUUUUCUGAAAUACGUGUAUUUGAGCACAGAGUCUUUAAGUGCACAAGUUGAGCUUUUGUGAUAUCCAUGUCCAUCCUCACCAUUUGUGUAUCAUCUUAAGUUUUACUGUUAACACAGGAGCUCACAAUUUUAGUCCUGUCUAAAUUAAAGUUGGGCAGAAAGCUUUUCUCUAUGAAAUCUGAUGAAUUUGAAAACUGGGUCACAUGGAGUCAAAAACUCCGUCUCUAGGUCAUAUAUUAGAAAACUUUUUAAACAUUCUAGAGGCCACUUUUUCCACCUAGUGUUUAUAAAUCUUUGUCAAAAUGUUUGCCUCUAUAAAAUCUAGGUCAUGUUUGAAGCUCUGUUAUCUGAGGUUAGAAACUAGGUUUCUAAGUCAGAUCAUAGAAAAAGUGAUGUUAAGAUUUUAGAGGCAAAUUUUUAUUUAUUAUUUGUAAAAUUUGUCAGAAUGUUUAUCUCUAUUAAUUUAAAUUACUUUCAAAACUGGAUUACCUAAGGUCAGAAACUAGGUCACUAGGUCAAAUCAUAGAAAAACCUUGUUCAAUCUUCAUUAAACUGUUACAAUAUUUGUCUUUAAAAGGGCUAGGCCAGAUUUAAACUGAGUUGUCUAAAAUAAAAAAAACUAGGUCACUUACCAUAGUCAAAUAAUAGGAAAAGGUCAUAUCUUCUACCUCAUCUUCACCUAACUUUGUCAGAUUGUUUUAAUCUAUAAAAACUUGAUAAGACCGAAACCGGUAAUCUUAAAUUAAAAUAGUAUUAACAUAUCCCGGUGUUGGUCAUUUAGUACCCUUUCCCCACUUUUGUAUUUUGUUCUAUAAUCUUGUUAAAAGUGCAGAAAUUAGUUUGGAAAAAAAAUAAGGUCACUAGGUCAGAUCAUUGAAAAACUUUGUUGACUUCUUACUUCAUUAACUAAAAAAACAUGAUCACAAUGUUUGUUUUUAUGGAAUCUAGGUAAAACUGGAUAGUAGGUUGUGGAGUCAGAACUAGGUCAGUUUAUGAUACCAGACAUUUGUGACCCUCUUGUUGUCAGUGAACAAUAGAAGGCAUUACUUUGAUAAAUCGGGCAAUUAUGAAGAGAAUAUACCCAGUGAAAAUUGUUCUUUCAGUUUUUAUUGUUCACUUUGUGUUUUUUAUGUUCAUUCAAAUCAGACAGCAUGCAAGCAUUCUUUACGACUGACAGUACAUUUUGCACAGUACUUAUUUAUGUAUUUACAUUUACUUCAUUACACUUUUUAUUUUAUCUCUGCUCUGUAGUUUUAAAGGAGUAAUUAGUAAAGGAUACAAUGACUGUAAUUUAUUACCAUUAUGAACUUAUUAAAUCAAGGCUUUUUAAUGGUGGUGUGAAUCACUUUAAGUGAUAGCUCUAGUUAUUUCUGGAUUUAGAAUGAUUGUUACAUCGAGUUUAGCCAAAUUUGGGCCAGUAGUACCUUAUUUUGUAGCCAGUAAUAUUUGAAUAAUAGAGUUGUUGCAAUUUCAUACUUGUACGUGUAAACAUAUGUAUAAUAACAAUCUAAAAAAAAAAUCAAGUGUCUCCCUACAGGUAAAUUUACACUUUUAAGUUCUUACAAUUGAAUUUGCCUGUUUAAUGUAAUUAUAAUUUUACAAGUACAGUUAAAUCUGUUCUAAUUUACGACAGCUCAGAUGAUUAAAUAAAUUUUAAAGGAAAUAUUACACACGUACACUUACAAGUAUGAAAUUGCAGUCUCACUAUUGUAGAUUAAAUACUGCUUUCUUUGAUUGCUAAAGCUGAAAGUUGGAAAUGAAAAGACCAAAAAGUUUCUUGCCUGUAUUAGCUGAAAUUUAGGCUUGGAUUCAAAAGUACCAAACAUUUGCUGAAGAUUUGUUUGUUAUGUAUCUUAACUGUUAAAAUUUGACAUAGCUUAUUAAAGUUAUGAUAGGAAUAUUGUCCUCACAAAGUCUUGUUAAAAUCUGGAAUACUUUAACACAAAUCAUUCUACAAGAAGAUUCUUCAGAACCAUGGAACACAAUGCAGCAAAAUAAUAGGGGACUCCGUUUGACUGAGUCUUUUGAUGAGAGUUAAUGAAAUAUGCAACAUUUUUAGCUCCGUUGGUUAAAGUUUUUGAUAAAGUCAAAUAUCUCUGUUACUAUCAAAGCUAUUUUUACUAUCAAAGCUAUUGACUUGAAACUUAAAAUUGUUAUUAACUAUCGAAGUCCAGGUGAAACAAUCCCCAUAACUCUGAUUUGAAUUUUGACAGAGUUAUGUCCCUUUUUAACUUAGAAUUUUUUGGUUAAAGUUUUUGAUAAAGUAAAAUAUCUAUUACUAUCAAAGCUCUUGAUUUGAAACUUAAAAUAUUAUUUACUAUCAAAGUCUACACCAUGAGAAACAAUUCCCGUAACUCUGAUUAUACAUUUGAUUGAGUUAAGCCCCAUUUACUGGCAAAGCUCUAAUUCAGAGUCAAGCACUGAGAAAAGUUGAGCAUGCUGUCUUACAGACAGCUUUUGUUUAUUUUACCCUUACACCUACUAGCACCGGCUUCAACAGAACUAUAUUAUAAAUAACAUUGGAUGGACUCUAUAAUCCAGUGAAAUCAGAAAGAUUUUUUUUUCAUAUUUUUAAGUCAUUGCCUCUCAUAAUCAGCAGACUCAGUAAAACCAGGUCUGCUAAUAUUUUGCUUGGUUGUGCUCUAUGCUUCCAAAUGAUCUUCUCACAGACUUUAUUGAUGGGCAAGGAAAUAUUUAUGCCGAAUACCGGUGUUGUAAGUUAUUUAUCAGAAUGUUAUAAUUUCAGUACUACUCCAGAAUGAAAUACAAGUUGAAAUUUA
This is a messenger RNA of Mercenaria mercenaria, 7957 nucleotides long. RefSeq names its product 4-hydroxyphenylpyruvate dioxygenase-like protein. Gene Ontology annotation, molecular function: 4-hydroxyphenylpyruvate dioxygenase activity. The record is from RefSeq and is a predicted model, not a curated record. The transcript has 5 exons. NCBI's taxonomy places the organism in Eukaryota, Metazoa, Mollusca, Bivalvia, Venerida, Veneridae. The coding region runs from base 136 to 1377 and encodes 413 amino acids. Gene Ontology annotation, biological process: aromatic amino acid metabolic process.